GGCGUUUGUGCCAAGAGGAUGAGGGGCGUCGACGACCACAAGCGCCAGCUCAACCGGCUCAAGCAGAAGCGAUUCCGGGAGCGGUCGAGCGCCGAGCGGGACGCGCUUCAAAACGAGGUCUACAAGCUGCGCAACGUCCUGCGAGCGCUGCAGAAACGCCGGACCAAGGUACCGAGGGCGCCAACGACGACGCCACAGCCGCUCUGUGCCCAGCUCGCGCCCUGGGCCGCCUCGUCGGCCGAGGGCUGCCACGGCGUGACGCUCGUCGCUGACGCGGUCGGGCGCAAGGUCGGACUUGACUGGUAUAGCCAGCAUCUCUUCCACAAUACGGACCGCUUGCUGCAGACUUGUGCGUUUCCGUCCGACGGGAGCGCGGUCGCCGAGCCGAUUCGCUUGUGGGAGACCGGCGCGUCGCUCGAGCUGCUCGCAUGUCAGCAACACGACUUUGCGCGAUCGCUCGAAGCGACUUACUAUGCUCUGCACGACACCAUGUGGGCGCACCUCCGCGGCGACACGGUCGCCAACGUCUCUGAAUUUCUUGAUGUGGAGCUGACAAGGGCCAUCGAUGCCAAGAUGGUCUACCGGCGCAAUGUGCCGCUGCUCGACGAACACAUCUGUUAUGUGAGCCGCGAAUUCCGCGGCGCCAACCGCAUUGUGUUUGUCUGUGGCAACUUUGGCCAUGACGAAAAGCUCCCGCGCGCGUCGCGGUGGCGGUCGCGUCUCUUUUGGUAUGUACUCGACCGAGUGUCGGCGACGCGCACGCGGCUGCGUGUCGUAUGGUACAAUGGCCCGCAGCUCGUCGAUGGCCGCAUCGUGCCGUGGCGAGACGAAGUUGCCGAGGAAUACAUCCAUUUGAUUGGACUUGCCGCCGAUCAACAGCUCGAGCAUUGCAAGCGCGUGAUACAGCCGUUCGCAUUAUCGCAACUAGACUCGUUUACGACGUCGGUGGUGACGGCCGUCCAGUCGACCACCCCUCAAGACGACCCGUAAGCGCCUCUUUCAUACAACUACGUACAGUAACUGUAGCAGUACGCAAGAGAAAUAACUACAUUUUUGUAUUUUUCAAAGCGG
Saprolegnia diclina VS20 is the source of this 1071-nucleotide messenger RNA. RefSeq lists its product as hypothetical. The record is from RefSeq and is a predicted model, not a curated record. Bases 19 to 990 code for a protein of 323 amino acids. The transcript is spliced from 4 exons. Lineage: Eukaryota; Oomycota; Saprolegniomycetes; Saprolegniales; Saprolegniaceae.